AUGUUCCUCCUCAAAUUCUUCUUCGUCACCCUCUUCAUCACCCUCACCUUCUUCUUCAAAGAUAAACAAUAUUACCACACCCGUCCCGUCGCCGAGCAGCAGCGCUGCAUCGACUUUUGCUACCGCGCCGGCCGCACAGAUGUCAUGCACAUGAAGAUGUCGUGCGCUUCGUGCAUGGAGCGUAUUCACAAUAGCGUAUGCUAUGAUUGUGCUAAAGCGAGGUAUUUGGCACUGCCGUAUAAAGAGGAGUAUCAGCAGUGUUGGAAGUGCUACAAGUAUGCUGGGUGGAAUACUUGA
Molecule: messenger RNA, 297 nt
Organism: Bipolaris oryzae ATCC 44560
Lineage: Eukaryota; Fungi; Ascomycota; Dothideomycetes; Pleosporales; Pleosporaceae
Exons: 1
Coding region: 1-297 (98 amino acids)
Source: RefSeq, a predicted model, not a curated record